Molecule: messenger RNA, 1233 nt
Organism: Entamoeba invadens IP1
Lineage: Eukaryota; Evosea; Mastigamoebida; Endamoebidae
Exons: 3
Coding region: 1-1233 (410 amino acids)
Molecular function (GO): protein binding
Source: RefSeq, a predicted model, not a curated record
AUGACAACUUACGUCACUGGAGAAGAAGCUGUAAUGAUGUGGACAAACAUGAAGGCGGGUUUAUAUGGACUCACUGUAACCGACUUUAACACUUGUUGGAAUGAUGGGAAAAUUGUCUGUGCUAUUAUUCACUCGCUCUUUCCCACAGAGUUCGAUUAUAAGAAGAUGACCUUCGCCAAUCCUUUAAAUGAUGUUAAAACUGCCUUUGUAUCUCUUAAGAAACAUGGCAUCAUCAUUUAUUGUGAACCAGAAGAUUUCAUUACUCCAAAGCCUGACACGAAAUCAGUGACGCUAUUUGCUUCCGAGUUGAUGCAAUAUGCCACAUUGGGUGAUAAAUACGUUGGGGAAGACGAGAAAUUGCUUGCAGCCAAUAAACAGAAGCGAAUUGAUGAAGAUAGAAAAGAGAUUGAAGAAGCUGCAAAGAGAAAGCAAGAGGCUAUCGAUGCUUUACCCAAGUGCGUUGUAUGUAACAAUCCCAUUUCUACAACAGCGUGGGAGUUUUGUGGGUAUCCAUUCCAUGAUACUUGUAUGAAAUGUUUCAGUUGCGAGAAACCGAUUCGAUUCAAAGCAAUGGCCAUCGACUGUAAACCAUUUUGUGAGUUGUGUGCAAGAAACGUUUUUCAGAGAAAGAAAUUAGAGGGGUGGGUACCAGCGGCUGGUGUGAAAGGACCCGUCCAAACUCGUAUUGGAAAAUUCACCGAAGGAAUGAAAAUGCCAGAACGACCGUUUUCAAUGACAAUUUCUCAAAGCGAAACUGCUGGAGCUAAAGCUGAAAAAGCUCCUCAACCAAAGCAACAAGAACCAAAAAAAGAAGUUGCAGCUUCUUUAGUGGAAGAAACCAAAAAAGAGGAACCCACAAGAAAGGUUAUUAAAACGUAUGAAGAAGAUGGAUAUGUCAUUGAACUUGUAGAAGAGACUCUUUAUGAUCCCGAAAUUAAAAAGUAUAAGAAAAGAACUAUUAAGAGAAAGACACUGAAAGCUACUAACACGGAAGACGACGAAAUGAAGAAACUUGAAGAAGAGGAGAGAAAAUUGAAUGAACAAAUGGCACGGGAAGAAGCCGAGUCGAAUGCGGAAAUGGCCAAAUUAGACGAAGAGAUGAAAAAGCAAGAGGAAGAGAUCAGAAAGCAAGAAGAGGAGCUUGCAAGACAAGAAGAGGAAAAUAGAAAACAAGAAGAAGCCGAAGAAGAAGAGCUUCGACGAAUGGAAGAAGAGCUGAACAGUGCAAAUUGA